Molecule: messenger RNA, 1289 nt
Organism: Ricinus communis (castor bean)
Lineage: Eukaryota; Viridiplantae; Streptophyta; Magnoliopsida; Malpighiales; Euphorbiaceae
Product: zinc finger protein ZAT5
Exons: 1
Coding region: 145-1182 (345 amino acids)
Source: RefSeq, a predicted model, not a curated record
CCACUAUCCCCACCUUUGCUUCCCUCAUUACUCCUCUUACUAUAAGCUUCUUCUUCUUCUUUCUUUCUUUUAAUUUUCUUUUUAAGCUAGCUCUCUCUUUCUCUCUCUCUCUCUGUCUCUCUGUGUUCCUAUCAUCCCUUGGACAUGGAAUUAGCUCAAGAAGAAUUCAUGGGAUCUAAUGAUCUUACUCAGAUCAUGAAAGGCAAGCGUACCAAACGCCAACGAUCAUCCUCUCCACAUAAGGCGGCCGGUGGUGGUGGGGUGUCCUCUAGUUCAUCAAGUGGCUGUGGUGAUGGUGGAGGAAGAGAAAAGGGCGUUGUCAUAGAAGAGUACUAUGGUUCAAUUUCCUCAUAUACGAGUUGUAGUGAGGUUUAUGAGAGUACAGAAGAAGAAGAAGAUAUGGCUAAUUGUUUGAUUUUAUUAGCUCAAGGUGAUGGCCCAAGAAUUAUUGAUGAAAGUAACAAUAAUGGUACAAGAAUGGAAAAAUUCAGUUCCAGAAAAUUCUCUCAAGUUUCUACUGCAACUAAUACUAAUAAGGCAGGUUUCUAUGUUUAUGAGUGUAAAACUUGUAACCGGAGCUUCCCUUCUUUUCAAGCAUUAGGUGGGCAUAGAGCAAGUCACAAGAAGCCUAAGCCUGAAGAGAAGAAAGCUCCUCUUGCGGUGGCAGCAGCAGCUACAACAUCAAUGGUGAAUGAUGUUGAUCAUAAUCUUGAAGAUGACUGCCAAAUGAAUAAGAGUAGCACUAGCAGCCCUGAUCAUCAAUAUCACCACCAUCAUCAUCCUCUUUCUCUUCAAAUUUCCACCAUCAACAGCAGCAGCAGCAAGGGGAACUUUCUUGGCAGCAAUAAUAAGGCCAAGAUUCAUGAAUGUUCAAUCUGUGGCUCUGAAUUUACUUCUGGUCAAGCUCUUGGUGGUCACAUGAGAAGGCACAGAGCUAACACAAAUAAUCAAGUGGCUCUUACUACUAGUACUAUUGAUCAAACAAGUGUUACCACUACUAAUAGUAUCAAUGGUUGUAGUGAUGAUCGAAUCAUCAAGCCAAGAACAAUUCUGUCUUUGGAUCUUAACCUUCCGGCACCGGAAGAUGAUCACCACCACCGCGAACCCAAGUUCCAAUUCGCCGCAACACAACAAGCUCUAGUGUUCUCCGCUGCACCAGCCUUGGUGGAUUGCCAUUACUGAGAAGAAAAAGAAAGAAUGAUAGGGAUGAUCAAUGUGAAUUAUUAUUUUUAAUCAUUAUUAUUAUAAUUCGCUAUAAUUCAUAAAUAUAUAAUUAGAAAUUCUUUCCA